Molecule: messenger RNA, 363 nt
Organism: Exophiala aquamarina CBS 119918
Lineage: Eukaryota; Fungi; Ascomycota; Eurotiomycetes; Chaetothyriales; Herpotrichiellaceae
Exons: 1
Coding region: 1-363 (120 amino acids)
Source: RefSeq, a predicted model, not a curated record
AUGUCAAAACGAAAGCGUUCUUGGGAGUCUUCCACUAUCUCAAGCCAGGGGCAAACAGCAGAGAUCGCAUUGACUGGCUACGAGGGACACAACUUUAGUGGCAGUUCCAUAACCAAUCACUGCGUAAACCCUUCGGAAGCUAUCCAGAAUCUCAGCGGCGAGGAAAUUCUUCCUUACGAAGCAUCAUCCAUCGACCAACGGUUACAUGAAGCCUCAGCAGCAGGGCCCCCCAUCGAUGCUUCAUGGAAGCCAGAUAGUGUUACGCCAGCUGUGCGCAACGACUCUGAAGCCUUUCCAAGCAUCACUAGGAAGAUCACAGCAUGCGACGUCUGCAGGAAGCAGAAAGUAGGGACAUCUCUCUAA